Molecule: messenger RNA, 14293 nt
Organism: Spodoptera frugiperda (fall armyworm)
Lineage: Eukaryota; Metazoa; Arthropoda; Insecta; Lepidoptera; Noctuidae
Gene: Dhc64C
Product: dynein heavy chain, cytoplasmic
Exons: 94
Coding region: 119-14125 (4668 amino acids)
Biological process (GO): microtubule-based movement
Cellular component (GO): dynein complex
Molecular function (GO): ATP binding; minus-end-directed microtubule motor activity; ATP hydrolysis activity
Source: RefSeq, a predicted model, not a curated record
UCCGAUGCGUCAUCAUUCACUUCGAUUGACGGCUGCUAUCUGCAACUAUUAUUUGCGGCCGUUUUCUAAAAAACUUUAUUGAUUCUAAUAAGAAUAUUAGAGAUCUCCCAAAUACAUCAUGGGAGACUCUUUAGAUGGAAGUGAGAAUUCACCUGAGUCGCAAAAUGUCGUCGUUGUGGACUUCCAAGACUUUGCGAACUACUUGCGCAGAGCCGCAACGGUACUUUUGCCUGAAGAUGAUAUUGUUCCACCGGCUUUAAACGCUGCGUUGGACGACAAAGUGAACCAAGAUUGCAUUAGAAAGUUCUUCUCAGACCCUCAGGUGUCUUCACUGUACGUGCAAAGGUUUUCUUCCAAAGAAGAUGAUAGUGAACAGCCUACUGAAGGUGAAGAAGAGAAGGAGGCAGUUACUUACCAAAUCAGUAAUGAGGUUCACUUCUCAUCCUCCCGGGUGGCAGCCUUUGUGUGUAUCAAGCGUGGUGCAGUCAUUGAGGCUGACAAGUCCAUCCACAGUCAGCUGCGUCUCAUCAACCUGUCUGAUGGCUCUCCCUAUGAAACUCUCCAUGCUUUCAUUAGCAAAACCAUGGCUCCAUUCUUCAAGAGCUAUGUUAAAGAGAGUGGUAGGGCUGACAGGGAUGGAGAUAAAAUGGCUCCAUCAGUGGAGAAGAAGAUUGCCGAGUUAGAGAUGGGACUUCUACACCUCCAACAGAACAUUGAUAUUCCUGAGAUUACCCUGCCUGUUCAUCCCCUUGUAGCUGCUGUCAUCAAAAGAGCUGCAGAUGAAGGGCGCAAACCUCGUGUCGCCGACUUUGGAGACAAGGUGGAAGACUCAACAUUCCUCAACCAACUUCAGAAUGGAGUCAACCGCUGGAUCAAAGAAAUCCAAAAAGUCACCAAAUUGGAUCGAGAUCCUUCAAAUGGAACAGCCCUUCAAGAAAUCUCCUUCUGGCUUAACUUGGAAAGGGCUCUCCAUCGAAUCCAGGAGAAACGAGAGAGCAUAGAGGUGGCCCUAACCCUAGAGAUACUGAAGUAUGGUAAGCGGUUCCAUGCGACGGUGUCUUUUGACACGGACACCGGACUGAAGCAAGCUCUUGCAACAGUCUCGGACUACAAUCCUCUCAUGAAAGACUUCCCUAUCAAUGAUCUGCUUAGUGCCACUGAACUGGAAAGGAUCAGGUUGGCAGUACAGCAGAUUUUCUCCCACCUACGAAAGAUUCGUUCUACUAAAUACCCUAUCCAACGUGGUUUGAGACUUGUCGAGGCAAUCUCGCGUGAUCUCGGACAGCAACUCCUUAAGGUGCUUGGUACGCGUCGGCUGAUGCACAUUCCGUUUGAAGACUUCGAGCGCGUGAUGACUCAGUGCUUCGAAGUGUUCUCCUGCUGGGACGACGAGUACGAAAAACUGCAAGGAUUGCUUCGAGAUAUAGUGAAGAAGAAGCGAGACGAGCACCUGAAGAUGGUAUGGCGCGUGUCUCCGUCCCACAAGCGGCUGCAGGCGCGCAUGGAACACAUGCGUCGGUUCCGCAGGCAUCAUGAACAACUGCGCACUGUUAUGCUUAGGGUGCUCCGCCCCCGCGCUACAGUGGCCACGGACGCGGGUGCAGGCGGCGAGCCCGCGCAACCUCACUCUCUACCCAUGGAUGCAGCUGACGCUAAUGCCAUUGCUGAGGUGAACCUCGCGUACGAGAAUGUCAAGGAGGUAGAUUGUCUGGACAUAUCUCGCGAAGGAUGCGAUGCUUGGGAGGCCGCGGUCAGACGCUAUGAAGAUAGAAUCGAUCGUGUGGAGACCCGCAUCACGGCUCACCUCCGUGACCAACUGGGAACAGCGAAGAACGCGAACGAAAUGUUCCGCAUCUUCUCCCGGUUCAACGCAUUGUUCGUACGCCCACACAUCCGAGGCGCCAUUCGAGAGUACCAAACACAACUCAUACAGAGAGUCAAGGACGAUAUCGAAACUUUACAUGAGAAGUUUAAGGUGCAAUAUCCUCAAUCGAAGUGCAGCCGAUUGUCUUUAGUGCGCGAUCUGCCGCCCGUGGCUGGUUCCAUCAUUUGGGCGAAGCAGAUCGACCACCAACUCACGGCGUACUUGAAGAGAGUAGAGGAUGUACUGGGUAAAGGAUGGGAGAAUCACAUUGAAGGUCAGAAACUGAAAGCCGAUGGUGACAGUUUCCGUCUUAAACUGGAUACCCAAGAAGUCUUUGAUGAUUGGGCUCGCAAGGUCCAACAACGUAAUCUAGGUGUCUCGGGCCGUAUCUUCGCUAUUGAGUCAGUUCGUGCUCGCUCCAGCAAGACUGGCACCAUACUGAAGCUGAAGGUCAACUUCUUACCUGAGAUCAUCACCCUGUAUAAGGAAGUGCGCAAUCUGAAGAACCUUGGAUUCAGGGUACCACUGGCGAUAGUGAACAAGGCUCACCAAGCGAACCAACUGUAUCCCUUCGCGAUAUCUCUCAUCGAAAGCGUGAGGACUUAUGAACGAACGCUCGAGAAGAUCCGAGACAAGGCGUCCAUAAUUCCAUUGGUGGCUGGUCUCCGUCGUGAUGUGCUCAACCAAGUAUCUGAAGGCAUGGCUCUUGUAUGGGAGUCCUACAAACUGGAUCCUUAUGUUCAGAAGCUUAGCGAAGUGGUGCUUCUGUUCCAAGAGAAAGUGGAAGACUUACUAGCAGUAGAGGAACAGAUCUCCGUCGACGCUCGUUCCUUGGAGACCUGUCCGUACUCCGCAGUGAGUCUGGCGGACAUCCUCAGCCGGUUACAGAGGGCUAUUGAUGACCUGUCGCUGAGACAGUACAGCAACUUGCAUUUAUGGGUCCAGCGACUUGAUGAAGAGGUGGAGAAGAGCUUGGCCGCUCGUCUGCAAGCCGGUAUCGAAGCGUGGACAUCAGCUUUACUGGGCAAGAGUCAUGAGCUGGACCUGUCUAUGGACACCUACUCUCCCACGGAGCCUACCCACAAACCUGGUGGCGAACCACAGAUUGCUCGCGUCGUCCACGAAGUGCGCAUAACAAACCAGCAGAUGUACCUGUUCCCCUCCCUGGAGGAGGCUCGCUUCCAACUCAUGCGUCAAAUGUUCGCCUGGCAAGCUAUCGUCACUAGCCAACACCGCUUGCAAAGUACCAGAUACCAAGUUGGCGUAGCUCGGGCACAGACAGCGACCUACAGGAACCUGUUAACCAAAUUGCCCGCUGGAUCAUCUCCAUUGGAGAACGCAUAUGACGCUAUCGAACAGAAGAUCUCUCAAGUACGCGAAUAUGUCGACGAAUGGCUACGUUACCAAGCUCUCUGGGAUCUGCAGCCUGAAAGUCUGUAUGGUCGUCUCGGUGAAGAUAUCACUCUCUGGAUCAAAUGCCUGAAUGAUAUCAAAAAAUCCCGCACAACAUUCGAUACAUCGGACACCCGCCGUGAGUACGGGCCCGUCGUGAUAGACUUCGCGCGCGUGCAGAGCAAAGUGGCGCUGAAGUACGACGCCUGGCACAAGGAGGUGCUCGGCAAGUUCGGAGCCCUGCUCGGAGGGGAGAUGGUCACCUUCCACUCACAGCUCGCCAAGUCACGGAGCCAGCUUGAACAACAAACUAUUGAGGCCGCAUCAACCAGCGAUGCCGUAUCUCUCAUCACUUACGUGCAACAGCUGAAGAGGGAAGUACUAGCCUGGGAGAAGCAAGUCGAUAUCUAUAGGGAAGCUCAACGCAUUCUGGAGAGGCAGAGAUUCCAAUUCCCCGCGCAAUGGCUGCACGUAGACAACAUCGAAGGCGAAUGGAGUGCAUUCAAUGAGAUUAUGCGCAGAAAGGAUUCCUCUAUUCAGACACAGGUCGCGUCUCUCCAACAAAAGAUCGUGGCGGAAGACAAAGCCGUGGAGGCUCGUACUCUAGAGUUCCUCACUGAGUGGGAACGUAGCAAGCCCACUGAUGGGUCCACUAGACCAGAAGACGCUUUGGCCAGGCUCCAGGCCAUGGAAACCAGAUACACCAGGCUCAAGGAUGAAAGGGAUAACGUUGCUAAGGCUAAGGAAGCUCUUGAGUUACAUGAUACUGGAAGCUCAAUCAACAACGAGCGUAUGACAGUAGCGCUGGAAGAGCUGCAGGACUUGCGCGGAGUGUGGUCCUCACUCAGCAAGAUAUGGACUCAGAUUGACGAUAUCAGGGAGAAGCCUUGGUUGUCUGUACAGCCUAGGAAACUCAGGCAACAACUGGAGGCGAUGUUGAACGAACUCAAAGAGCUGCCGGCUCGUCUCCGUAUGUAUGACAGCUACGAAUACGUGCGCAAACUGCUGCAGUCCUAUACUAAGGUCAACAUGUUAAUAGUGGAGUUGAAGUCCGACGCUUUGAAGGAGCGUCACUGGCGCCAACUGUGCCGUGCCCUGAAGGUGGACUGGUCUCUGUCAGAGCUGACCCUGGGACAGGUGUGGGAUGCCGACCUGCUGCACAACGAACAUACAGUCAAGGAUGUAGUGUCUGUCGCUCAGGGAGAAAUGGCGCUUGAAGAGUUCUUGAAACAGGUGCGAGAAUCCUGGCAGAGCUACGAACUGGACCUGAUCAACUACCAGAACAAGUGCAAGAUCAUCCGCGGCUGGGACGAUCUCUUCAACAAAGUGAAGGAGCAUAUUAACAGUGUGGCUGCCAUGAAACUCUCUCCUUAUUACAAGGUGUUCGAGGAGGAAGCUCUAACUUGGGAAGAGAAGCUGAACCGUAUCAACGCUCUGUUCGACGUAUGGAUCGACGUGCAACGUCGCUGGGUGUACCUGGAGGGAAUUUUCAGCGGAUCUGCCGAUAUCAAAACUCUGCUGCCUGUUGAGACGAGCCGUUUCCAGAGCAUCAGCUCCGAGUUCUUGGGCCUGAUGAAGAAAGUCGGCAAGUCCCCGAUGGUGAUGGACGUGCUCAACAUCCCUGGAGUACAGCGCUCUUUGGAACGUCUCGCUGACUUGCUUGGAAAGAUCCAGAAGGCUCUCGGUGAAUACUUGGAAAGGGAGAGGAGCAGCUUUCCGAGGUUCUACUUCGUGGGAGACGAGGAUCUGCUGGAGAUCAUUGGUAACAGCAAGAACAUCGCUCGCCUGCAGAAGCACUUCAAGAAAAUGUUCGCAGGAGUCGCCGCCAUCAUACUCAAUGACGACAACACCGUUAUUAACGGUAUUGCUUCUCGUGAAGGCGAAGAGGUAUACUUCACCUCACCAGUAUCAACUAUUGAGAAUCCCAAGAUCAACUCCUGGCUAUCUAUGGUGGAGCGAGAGAUGCGCGUGACGUUGGCCUGUCGCCUCAAGGACGCUGUAGGUGACGUCAAGCAGUUCAAAGAUGGAAACGUCGACCCUCAGAAGUUUAUCGAUUGGUGUGAUAAGUAUCAGGCACAAAUCGUAGUCCUAGCGGCUCAGAUUCUCUGGUCGGAAGACGUAGAAGCAGCCUUGGCAAGCGGAGGUGGAGAAGGACUGAAGCGAGUCCUGGCACACGUGGAGAACAUGCUCAAUAUACUCGCCGACUCCGUGCUGCAGGAGCAACCGCCGCUUAGAAGGAAGAAACUCGAACAUUUGAUCAACGAGUUCGUCCACAAGCGUACGGUGACGCGUCGCCUGAUUGCGUCCGACGUGAACAGCCCGCGCUCCUUCGAGUGGCUCUGCGAGAUGCGAUUCUACUUCGAUCCCAGGAACAAUGAUGUAUUGCAACAACUCACCAUCCACAUGGCUAACGCUAAAUUCCUGUACGGCUUCGAAUACCUCGGAGUACAAGACCGCCUGGUACAGACUCCACUGACGGAUCGCUGCUACCUCACCAUGACGCAGGCUUUGGAAGCCAGGCUUGGAGGAUCACCAUUCGGUCCCGCCGGUACCGGUAAGACGGAGUCGGUGAAGGCUCUCGGCAACCAGCUCGGUCGGUUCGUGUUGGUGUUCAACUGCGACGAGACCUUCGACUUCCAGGCCAUGGGCCGUAUCUUCGUCGGUCUUUGUCAGGUGGGAGCCUGGGGUUGCUUCGACGAGUUCAAUCGAUUGGAAGAGAGAAUGUUGUCAGCCGUCUCGCAGCAAGUGCAGACCAUCCAAGAAGCUCUCAAGAGUCACCAGGAAGGAGACAAUACCAGCAAGUCCAUAACAGUGGAACUGGUAGGCAAGCAAGUCCGUGUGAGCCAAGACAUGGCUAUCUUCAUCACAAUGAACCCUGGAUACGCUGGACGUUCCAACCUGCCUGACAACUUGAAGAAGUUGUUCCGAAGCUUGGCCAUGACCACUCCGGACAGGCAGCUGAUUGCUGAAGUCAUGUUGUUCAGUCAAGGGUUCAGGACUGCUGAGAAACUCGCCUGCAAGAUUGUGCCGUUCUUCAAACUCUGUGACGAGCAGUUAUCCAACCAAUCGCAUUACGACUUUGGUCUGCGAGCGCUCAAGUCCGUACUCGUAUCUGCUGGUAACGUGAAACGUGACCGUAUUCAGAAGAUCAAGGAGAAUCUGAUUGAACGUGGUACUGAAGUUCCCGAUGAGGCGUCGAUUGCUGAGUCUUUGCCGGAGCAAGACAUUUUGAUCCAAUCAGUGUGUGAGACUAUGGUGCCGAAGCUAGUCGCUGAAGACAUACCGCUGCUGUUCUCAUUACUCAACGAUGUCUUCCCUAACGUUGGGUAUACUAGGGCUGAGAUGACUGGAUUGAAGAAUGAGAUCCGUGCGGUAUGCGCCGAAGAGUUCUUGGUUUGCGGAGAAGGUGACGAACAAGGAUCCACCUGGAUGGACAAGAGGCGCAGCGCGGCCACCCGCGCCCAGCACAGCACGUGGAUCGAGAAGGUCCUUCAAUUGUACCAAAUCUGCAAGUUGAACCAUGGUCUUAUGAUGGUCGGACCUUCAGGAAGCGGAAAGUCUACUGCGUGGCGCGUACUGCUUAAAGCACUUGAGAGAUACGAAGGCGUUGAAGGCGUGGCUCACGUGAUCGACCCGAAGGCGAUGUCCAAGGAAACACUGUACGGUGUACUGGAUCCUAACACUCGUGAAUGGACUGAUGGUCUCUUCACACAUAUACUCAGGAAAAUCAUCGACAACGUCCGUGGUGAAAUCAACAAGCGUCAAUGGAUUAUAUUCGACGGUGACGUAGAUCCGGAAUGGGUAGAGAACUUGAACUCAGUACUUGAUGACAACAAGUUGCUCACAUUGCCCAACGGAGAACGUCUGUCUUUGCCUCCUAAUGUACGAGUGAUGUUUGAGGUACAAGAUUUGAAAUACGCUACUUUAGCUACGGUCUCUCGUUGUGGUAUGGUCUGGUUCUCACAAGACGUGCUGACAACCGAAAUGAUCUUCGAGAACUAUCUUAUGAGGUUGAGAAACAUCCCACUCGAAGAUGGAGAAGAAGAUUCCUUCAGCAUCGUGAUGGCUGCACCAACUGCCGGUGGAGAUCAGAACGCCACAGAAAACAUUUUGUCUCCUGCUUUACAAACUCAACGCGACGUAGCCUCUAUUCUGCAACCCCUGUUCUUCGGCGACGGUUUGGUCGUCAAAUGUUUGGAACGCGCGGUCAGCCUCGACCAUAUCAUGGACUUCACACGCCAUAGAGCGCUGUCUUCUCUGCAUUCUAUGCUUAACCGUGGUGUUAGGAACAUCCUCGCUUACAACCGUCAGCACCCUGACUUCCCGAUCACAAAUGAACAGUUGGAAGCUUACGUACCGAAAUGGCUCGUGUACUCUCUGCUGUGGUCGUUUGCCGGUGAUGCUAAACUCAAGGAUCGCAAUGAACUCGGCGACUUUAUCCGAUCUGCCAGCACCAUGCAGUUGCCUAACUGUGGAGCUAACCAACACAUCAUCGACUUUGAGGUGGCAAUAACGGGCGAGUGGGUGCCGUGGUCGGCCAAGGUCCCCCAGAUCGAGGUGGAGACCCACAAGGUGGCGGCGCCCGACGUCGUGGUGCCCACGCUGGACACCGUGCGACACGAGGCACUGCUGUAUACUUGGCUCGCUGAGCAUAAACCGCUCGUACUCUGCGGUCCACCCGGUUCUGGUAAAACAAUGACCCUAUUCUCUGCACUCCGAGCUCUGCCAGACAUGGAAGUGGUCGGCUUGAACUUCUCCUCAGCAACUACUCCUGAACUACUGCUGAAGACUUUCGACCACUACUGCGAGUAUAGGAAGACUCCCAAUGGAGUUGUUCUGGCUCCAGUACAGCUCGGCAAAUGGCUAGUACUGUUCUGUGACGAAAUCAACUUGCCGGACAUGGAUCAGUACGGAACACAGCGUGUCAUCUCCUUCUUGAGACAGCUGCUCGAACAUAAGGGCUUCUACAGAGCCAGUGACCACUCGUGGGUCCACUUGGAGCGCAUCCAGUUCGUGGGUGCGUGCAACCCGCCCACGGACCCCGGCCGGAAGCCGCUCUCUCACAGGCUACUGCGACACGUGCCCGUUAUAUACGUCGACUACCCUGGAGAGACUUCUUUGGAACAGAUCUACGGCACAUUCACCCGCGCCAUGCUACGUAUGCAGCCGGCUCUGCGUGGGUACGCGGAGCCUCUAACUCAGGCCAUGGUGAAGCUAUACCUCGCCUCACAGGAGAGAUUCACUCAGGACAUGCAGCCGCACUACGUAUACUCGCCUAGAGAGAUGACUAGAUGGGUGCGGGGCAUUUGCGAGGCUAUUAGGCCUCUUGAUAACCUGAACGUCGAAGGUCUAGUAAGGUUAUGGGCGCACGAAGCCCUGCGUCUGUUCCAAGAUCGUCUGGUCGAUGACACGGAGAGACAAUGGACUGACGAGAACAUCGACAACGUCGCUAUGAUGUUCUUCCCAGGUAUUAACAGGGAGCAGGCAUUGGCUCGUCCUAUUCUGUACAGCAACUGGCUCAGUAAGGACUAUGUGCCAGUACACAGGGAUCAACUGCGUGAAUAUGUCAAGGCUAGAUUGAAGGUGUUCUACGAGGAAGAAUUAGACGUGCCCCUGGUACUGUUCGACGAGGUCCUGGACCACGUGCUACGUAUCGACCGUAUCUUCAGGCAGCCGCAGGGACAUCUGCUGCUCAUUGGAGUCUCCGGCGCUGGUAAAACGACGCUCAGUCGCUUCGUCGCCUGGAUGAAUGGACUUAGCAUCUUCCAGAUUAAGGUGCACAACAAAUACACGGGCGCGGACUUCGACGAGGACUUGCGUUCAGUGCUGCGGCGCGCCGGGUGUCGGGACGAGAAGGUGGCCUUCAUACUCGACGAGUCCAACGUACUCGACAGUGGCUUCCUCGAGAGGAUGAACACUCUCUUGGCUAACGGAGAAGUUCCCGGUCUAUUCGAAGGAGAUGAGUUUGCGGCACUUAUGACUCAGUGCAAAGAAGGUGCACAGCGUGAAGGCUUGAUGUUGGAUUCCAACGACGAGUUGUACAAAUGGUUCACCGGCCAAGUAAUGCGCAACCUGCACGUGGUGUUCACAAUGAACCCGUCAUCCGAAGGUCUGAAGGACCGCGCCGCCACCUCGCCCGCUCUCUUCAACAGAUGUGUGCUUAACUGGUUCGGAGACUGGAGCGAUGGUGCUCUGUUCCAAGUCGGUAAAGAAUUCACUCAGCGCAUGGACCUGGACUCAGCUGAAUACACCCCGCCGGACGGGUUCCCGUCAGCGUGCGGCGAGGUGGGCGAGCGACCCUCGCACCGCGAGGCCGUGGUCAACGCCUGCGUCUAUGUACACCAGACCUUACAUAGGGCCAAUGCUAGUCUCGCCAAGAGAGCCAACCGUACUAUGGCUAUUACACCUCGCCACUACCUAGACUUCAUCCAACAAAUGGUGAAGCUAUACGCGGAGAAGCGAGCGGACCUGGAGGAGCAACAGCUGCACUUGAACGUCGGUCUCGGCAAGAUCGCGGAGACUGUCGAACAGGUUGAAGAGAUGCAGAAGAGCCUCGCUGUCAAGUCACAGGAACUGCAACAAAAGAACGAAGCCGCUAACGCCAAGCUGAGACAGAUGGUGAAAGACCAACAGGAGGCUGAGAAGAAGAAGGUUGAGAGUCAAGAGAUUCAGGUGGCUCUAGAAAAACAAACGAAGGAGAUAGAAGCGAAGCGUCGCGAUGUAAUGGCCGACCUCGCGCAAGUGGAGCCCGCCGUCAUUGAGGCGCAAAAUGCGGUCAAAUCUAUAAAGAAGCAGCACUUGGUGGAAGUGAGAUCUAUGGGCAAUCCGCCGGCGCUGGUCAAGGUCGCUCUGGAGUCCAUCUGCCUGCUCCUCGGGGAGAAUGCGACGGACUGGAAGGCCAUCCGCGCCGUCAUCAUGCGGGAGAAUUUCAUCAACAGCAUCGUCUCCAAUUUCUCCACCGAGGACAUAACUGACGAUGUUCGCGAGAAAAUGAGGACCCGUUACCUCUGCAACCCUGAUUACAACUUCGAGAAGGUCAACAGAGCCAGUAUGGCUUGUGGUCCUAUGGUCAAAUGGGCCAUCGCUCAGAUUGAAUACGCAGACAUGUUGAAACGUGUGGAACCGUUGCGCAAUGAGCUCAAAGCUUUGGAAGACCGCGCACAGAGCAAUGUGACGGCUGGCAAUGAAGUCAGUGAGCUGAUCGCACAGCUGGAGAAAUCUAUUGCGUCAUACAAGGAAGAAUACGCUCAGCUCAUUAGCCAGGCUCAAGCCAUCAAGACUGAUUUGGAGAAUGUUCAGGCUAAGGUGGACAGGUCCAUUGCUCUAUUGAAGAGUUUGGUGAUCGAGCGUGAACGUUGGGAGUCUAGCUCGGAGACAUUCCGCUCACAAAUGAGCACUAUCGUCGGAGAUGUGCUGCUGUCUGCCGCCUUCAUUGCUUACGGUGGAUACUUCGAUCAACACUACCGUCAAAACCUGUUCACUACGUGGACAGCACACUUGGCGGCUGCGAACAUCAAGUACCGCGCAGAUAUUGCUCGCACGGAGUACCUCAGUAACCCAGACGAGCGACUGCGCUGGCAGGCAAAUGCACUACCUACCGACGAACUAUGCGUGGAGAACGCUAUUAUGCUAAGGCGCUUCAACCGCUACCCGCUGAUCAUCGAUCCUUCUGGCCAAGCGACAGAGUUCAUAAUGCGAGAGUUCAAAGAACGCAAGAUCACAAAGACCUCGUUCCUCGACGAUUCGUUCAGAAAGAAUCUGGAGUCUGCUCUGCGUUUCGGAAACCCGCUGCUCGUACAAGAUGUAGAGAACUACGACCCGAUCUUAAACCCUGUCCUGAACAGAGAGCUCCGUCGUACUGGUGGCCGUGUGCUCAUCACUCUCGGAGACCAGGACAUUGAUCUCAGUCCGUCAUUCGUCAUCUUCCUUAGUACCAGGGACCCAACUGUAGAGUUCCCUCCGGACAUGUGUUCUCGAGUGACGUUCGUGAACUUCACGGUGACGCGGUCCUCGCUGCAGUCUCAGUGCUUGCACAGAGUGCUCAAGGCUGAGAGACCUGACAUCGAUACCAAGAGGUCCGACCUGCUCAAACUUCAAGGCGAGUUCCACCUACGUCUACGUCAGCUAGAGAAGUCUUUGCUCCAGGCUCUAAACGACGCUAAGGGUAAGAUCCUUGAUGACGACUCCGUCAUUGCGACCCUCGAGACCCUGAAGAAGGAAGCCGAUGACAUCGGACAGAAGGUUGAGGAGACUGACAAAGUUAUCGCUGAGAUUGAAACUGUCAGCCAACAAUACUUACCGUUGUCGCAAGCUUGCAGCAGCAUCUACUUCACGAUGGAGUCGCUCCACCAGGUACACUUCCUGUACCAGUACUCCUUGAAGAUGUUCCUGGACAUCUUCAGCUCCGUGCUGGUCUGUCCCAUGCUCAGUGGUAUCACUGAUUACACUGCUAGGCUCAAGAUCAUCACUGAAGAACUGUUUGCUGUGGUAUACGAGCGAGUAGCGCGUGGUAUGCUUCACACAGACCGGUUGACCUUCGCGCUACUGCUGUGUCGCAUACAGCUCAAGGGUACCGGCGCUGAGGAUACACUAGACCGGGCCUUCAACGUCUUCCUCGGAGGCAAGGAGGGCUUCGUCUCUACUACUGACCCUAUCGAACCUCUUACUCACGCGCAACACGAUGCUGCUGCUAGACUUAGCUCUAGGAUGCCCCACUUCCGGCGCCUGCUGUCGAAGGUGAGCGAGCUGCCGGAGCUGUCGGCGUGGCUGUCGCAGGCGGCCCCGGAGCAGUGCGUGCCCACGCUGUGGGACGGGGAGCCCGCCGCGCCGCCCGCGCCGCAUACGCUCGCCAUGUACCGGCUACUGCUCAUACAGGCGUUCCGUCCGGACCGUGUAAUAGCAGCAGCAACACAGCUGGUGACAGCAGUACUGGGUGCCGGGUACAUGGCUAAGGCGGAGACAGAGCUGGACUUGGCUUCCAUCACCGAGACACAGCUCAACGCUACCACGCCCGCGUUAUUGUGCUCCGUACCUGGAUACGAUGCUAGCGGUCGUGUCGACGACAUGGCAACUGAAUUGAACAAGCCACUGUCCAGCAUCGCUAUUGGUUCUGCUGAAGGUUUCAACCAGGCGGAGCGAGCCAUCAACACUGCGUGCAAGACUGGACGCUGGGUAAUGCUAAAGAACGUGCACCUAGCCCCCGUAUGGCUGGUGCAGCUGGAGAAGAAGCUGCACUCCCUGCAGCCACACCCCAACUUCAGGCUGUUCCUCACCACGGAGAUCAGCCCCAAGUUGCCCGUCAACUUACUGCGGGCCGGCAGGGUACUGGUGUUCGAACCCCCGCCCGGUAUCAGGGCUAAUCUGCUCAGGACUUUCGCUACUGUGCCGGCAGCGCGUAUGAUGAAGCAACCAUCGGAACGUGCAAGACUGUACUUCCUACUGGCUUGGUUCCACGGUAUCGUACAAGAACGUCUGCGCUAUGUGCCGCUCGGCUGGGCCAAGUACUACGAGUUCAAUGAAUCGGAUCUGAGAGUUGCUUGCGACACUCUGGAUACUUGGAUCGAUGCUACUGCUAUGGGCCGCACCAACCUACCACCAGAGAAGGUACCGUGGGAGGCACUGGUCACUCUCCUCUCCCAGUGUAUCUACGGAGGCAAGAUCGACAACUCGUUCGACCAACGUCUGCUGCACUCCUUCCUCUGCAAGCUAUUCACGCCGAAAUCAUUCGAGGCUGACUUCGCGCUGGUCGCUAAUGUUGAUGGGGCAAGUGGCAACCAACGUCACAUUACGAUGCCGGACGGCAACCGUCGUGAUCACUUCCUGAAGUGGAUUGAAGAUCUGUCUGACAGACAGACGCCGUCAUGGCUCGGACUGCCGAACAACGCUGAGAAGGUGCUCCUAACAAACCAAGGCAGUGACUUGGUGUCCAAGCUCCUGAAGAUGCAGCAGCUGGAGGACGAGGAGGAACUGGCUUACAACGCUGCGGCACAGGAUCAUGAUGCUGUCGCAGACUCGAUGGUCGCUGGCCGACCCGCCUGGAUGAAGACGUUGCACGCAACAGCCACCAACUGGUUGCAACUGUUGCCGAAGGAACUGCCGACACUACGUCGUACUGUGGAGAACAUCAAAGACCCACUGUACCGAUUCUUCGAGCGUGAGGUCGCUGCCGGCGCGUCGUUGCUGCAACAAGUGUUGCACGAUCUACGCAACGUUCUUUCUAUCUGUCAGGGCGAGAUGAAACAAACCAACGAGACGCGCGCGAUGGUGGGCGCGCUGGUCCGCGGCAUGUUGCCGAGCAGUUGGCGGCGGUACGCCGUGGCGCGCGGCUGCACCGUGCAGCAGUGGGUCGGCGACUUCGCGCACCGCGUCACGCAGCUCGCCGCUGUCUCUGAUGCUGUGUCCGCGCAGGGGGCCAAGCGGCUGCAGAGUAUCCCAGUAUGGCUUGGCGGUCUACUGAACCCCGAGGCUUACAUCACGGCCACUCGUCAAUGCGUCGCUCAGGCCAAUUCCUGGUCUCUUGAGGAACUGCAUCUUCAGGUUACCAUCCCUGACCCCGGCACUCCAACAGAGAACGCUCAGACUGAAUGGUCGUUCUCUGUGACUGGUCUGAAGCUACAAGGCGCCACUGUGAAGGGCAACAGACUGCUUCUCACCAACACUAUCAUGGUGGAUCUUCCUCUCACCGUGCUUACUUGGAUCCGUGGCCCCGAAACCUCAACUGGCGGUCAGUCCCUGACGCUCCCAGUGUACUUGAACAGCGCUCGCUCCGAGCUACUGUUCACGGUGCGCCUGCCCAUCGCGCCCGGACAGGAGCCCCACGCCUUCUACGAGAGGGGCGUAGCCCUACUCACCUCCACUGCACUUAACUAAACAGUUAUACAAAAAUACUUUAUUUUAUUUUAAGUUAUUAAAAACUUCAUUAUGUAAUCGUUACAUUAGCUUAGCACUUUAUAUUUAUGAAUUAUUUAUCUUAAAUAAUCGCUUAAUGUUGUGCACUCUUAUCUUUAUGAGCAAACAAUAAACAAAAUAAUAAUAAAA